AUGGUAGAAUUGGCCCCAAUAUUCAAGAAGGCCUACUGGUUCCUUGCAUUCUGCGGCCUGGUCUAUGUACUAGCCGUGUUUUCAUUGACAUAUCCUGAUGUUCAGCGAGCCGUACUUUAUUCUAAUGGAAUUAAUCCAUCAAAAUUCUACGACGUCAACGAUGUUGAGAGUUUCGGAUUUCUGAAAUCUCAGGUACAGCCGUUCAACGUUGUAACGCCUGACAAUGCCACUUUGUAUGCAUGGCAUGUCUUACCGCUCCAUCUAUACAAAGAGCACGAGAGUGAGCUGCUUGUCGGUGGGACUGGCGGUGUAGCCGAAGACUUUACCCGUACUGCUUCCUUUAAGCUCCUUGCGAAUGAUCCCAAUGCAAGGGUCAUUGUUAAUCUGCAUGGAAACGCGGCAAAUCUGGGCUCUGGCUAUCGUCCUGGAGUCUAUCGUAAUUUUGUAGCGGCAUCCACUCCCUCCAACCCCGUGCAUGUUAUCGCCUUUGACUAUAGGGGGUUUGGAAUAUCCACAGGCACUCCCACUGAGGAAGGGUUGAUUACUGAUGCCUUAUCCGUGGUCCGCUAUCUAAACUCCCCACCCCUGUCGAUACCUCUAUCAAGGAUUGCCGUUACUGGACAGAGUCUAGGCACAGCUGUUGCCGCGGGAGUGGCCGAGCGGCUUACUUUUGACGGUGCACCCUCUACUGAGACUCUAGCUGGGAUUCUGCUCAUCGCCCCAUUCUCCAACAUUGGCCAACUCCUAGAAUCUUAUUGCUUUAUGGGAGUUCUUCCCCCACUUCUCUCACCAUUACUGGGGUAUCCUCAGUUCAAGCGUUAUGUCCUAAAUCACAUUGUCGAUUCGUGGGAUACGGCGGCGCGCCUAGCUAGAUUAACGGGCGUAUCACCUAGAUCAGAUUCUGAUGCGAAGCAGAAUAAUAAGAAUAUAAAAAUUUCAAUCUUACAUGCUCACAAUGACCCCGAUAUCCCCUGGCGCGAAGGUAAGCAGGCGUGGGAGGCUGCUAUAGGAAGGGAUAAAGCUAGACAAUUAGGUAUCAUGUUGCAAGAUUUACAGUCCAGUGACAAUAUAACGGAAGUUAAGAUUUGGGAGAGGAGAGUUGGCUCUGGAACUAAGAGGGUCAAAUGGGAAAAAGUGAAAUAUGGAGGACACAACGAAAUUGGAAAUAUGGGCCCAGCAGCCGUGGCUGUAAUGGACCUUUUUGAAACGGUAUGA
Ophidiomyces ophidiicola is the source of this 1215-nucleotide messenger RNA. RefSeq lists its product as uncharacterized. The transcript is spliced from 5 exons. Bases 1 to 1215 code for a protein of 404 amino acids. NCBI's taxonomy places the organism in Eukaryota, Fungi, Ascomycota, Eurotiomycetes, Onygenales, Onygenaceae. The record is from RefSeq and is a predicted model, not a curated record.